UGAUAGUGGUAGGGGCGAUAGAGAAGAAGAAGAAGAAGAAGAGUUGGUGGUGGAGUAGGAGCGUAAAGAGAGAGAGAGAGAGAAAGGGAUAGGUCUCUCGGGUGGAAAUUUCGUCGACCGAGAAAGCCCGAGUGAAAAGGGGGUGGCGCGCGUUGGCGAGCAAGGGCGCCAUCUAUUCGUUCAGUACCCGGCCACCCUCGAAACACCCGUCGUGCAUAAACCGCGCUCGUACUUUCCCGUAUAAUUGCGGCGUUUCAGUGGCAGCCGAUCGAGCCAGUGCACCCGUGCCUUAAUAAAGUGACCAGUGUAUGCCUUUGGGGGGAAGGAGAUAGAUAAAGGUCUUCGUCCGCUACUUUUUUCUUCUUUUCUUUUUUCUUCUUUUCUUUUUUUACUUUCUUUUUUUUCGCUUAAGCGCGCUCGACCGUGUAAAAACGGUGUUAACGUUUCACCAGGGGUAAAAAAGAGAAUGGAGGGGGAGGAGGUACCAAAAGCGAAGAGAAAGGGGUGUUAGAGAAGGAAGAAGUAAAAGAAGGGUAAAGUAAGCGGCAGAAUGGACAUACUCCUAAGGGAUAUGAACGUUACGUGGCGAUGACAAGCCUGAUCUUGGAGAACGCGGACUUAAACCGACUUUUUCCAAAAUGCCGGCCUAGGGGCGGCCCACCCCCGCCCCCGGGGGGCUCCACGCAGACCAGCCAGCCGCAUGACGAUAACCCUUGUCAAACGGAGCCCGCCUCUGUUACCACCAUCACCACGUCCUCCACCGUCACGAUUGCCGCCUCUGCUAACGAAACCCCUCCUGCAAAUCUUGUUUCUGUCAUAUCUGACGACAUGAUCGACCUUGAACGCGACACCUCCGACAGGUAUAGGAAACGAGCGAAUGGCAGAAAAAAAUCAGCUUCGCUGUCCCGUAGGACGGCGAGCGUGGUGGCCGGUUAUGGUGCCGAGGGCCAACUGCCGAUCGGUACGUCUACGAAGAAGCCAUUAUCCUCGAGCUCGUCUUCGGCAUCGGGACGAAGCGAAGAUGCACCUCAAUAUGGCAGCCUGGCGGGUAGCGAUCAUCAGACGCAAUCGCAACAAGAGGACAGCGGACCCGAAGAGAGUCCCGUUUACAUUUUGACCUCCGCCAAGGGAGAUCGCAGCUACAAAUUACGAGACUCCAGAAUCAUAGAGAUUGCUGGUGGUCGAGAAGUUUUUUCCCAAAGCCGAGGAAAAGUAGCAGCAAGAAAAUCUCGCUUUCACGCUGCAACCAAUUCAUUAAAUAACGAAGAUACUCAAGGAGAUAACAAGUUAUCCAUUAAGAAAAACAAUAAGUCCCCGAGCACGCAAACUAUAUGGGAAUUACGAAGCCGAUGUGGUGAAACAAGGAAACAACGUACGAAUCGAGAGGUUACAGAAACUGUAUUCUCAUCUGAGGUGCACUCAGUACGACGUAAUCCUACUAAGUCUAUCCUUGAUUACGAUUCUCCUAAAAGUAAUCGUAGCAAUUGUAUUAUUAAUUAUGAUUCGAUUUUAAAUAGCAAUAAUGUAGAAUACAGUGUACCUAAAAGUAUUACUGAUCUGGAUUAUGGAUUACCAAAGAACUGUGUAGAUUAUCAGUCUAACCACACUACACCCGCAAGAAGUAUGGCUAUUGUUAGUGAUGGUGAAGUGGUGGUGUUCGAUGAUAUAGAUGAUAAUUGGCAAGGUCUACGUUUGGAUUUAGCAUCAAAUAAUACAACUCAAAUUACUACAACAAAUAUAGAUUUGGAAACAGAAGAUCCUCAGAGAGGUCGUAUUCCUCCUGAACCACCAAGUUCUAGCGUUGGUAGUACUCCAAGUCCUACAACAGCAUAUCACCAUAAUACAUCUGAAUUCUUUAAGGUCGUAACAACGGCAAGUGAUUGUGAAAUAGAUUCACCUUCGCCAGAGCGUAACCAUAAAGUAGCAAGAGUAAUAGGAGAACUACCAAUUGCACAGUAUUCAGGAAGUCCAAGACGUUAUGGCGUUCGUGAAAAUCCACAACUUCCCAGUUUGUUGUCAUCGCCUUCUGUAUACAUGACACCAAGACCUGGUUUUCCACAAAGAGUAUUACCGACAACACCCAAUCAUAAAGAGAAGGAGGAUACCUCUGCUGAAAUUAUUGUAGAAAAACCUGUGAUAGAAACAACCAUCGCUCACACGGAAGAUCAAUCGAUAAACGUUUCACCAUCGUCUCCAAAAAUUGAAGAUGAAGAAGAAGAUUCAUUGAAACCACCAGCUUUACCUACUGACAAUAUAAGUAGUCUUGUAUCACCAGGUGGUAGUACUUUUGAUUACUUAUAUGAAUUUUCUGAAACUCGAAAAGUAUUAGAAGAAUUCUUCAAAUGUCCACCUCCAUCCAAAGAGAAAGAAAAUAGCAUUGAAUCGUUUCCAUUCCAAGACUUGGAUUAUGAACUGCGAAGACAAGGAGGAAGUGCAUAUGUAGGUCAGCGUUUAGCCAGUGGUCCACCCCCAACUGAGGAGGUUAUGGUGCACGAGUCACCAAAAAAGCAGAGACCUGAUUUUCCUCAAAAUACUGGCGAACAUGAAAACAAUUUUUUAGAUCUCUCAGUAGGCACUGGAAGCAGUGAAGAUCUUGGAGAGACAGAAGUUGGCUUACAGGUUGGCCACUCACGUAAUUUUACUUUAAGUCCUGAAACAACUGACUGUGACAGCAAUUGCGGAGAUUUAGAUAGUGAAGUUUCUCUAAUGAUGAUGGAUAAUGAAUUAAUGCCGGCCAGUGGUUUACUUGGUUCGGUUGGAGAUUUAGGAAAUAACUCGGACUCGCUUAGAAUCUAUACGAGUAUGCCUGUAUUAGAAGAUGGUUUAUCCAGUGGACAUGCCAGUGACACAGAUAAUAAUAAUCCAACAGUAAUGCUUAUGAAACGGCAAAUAAAUGAAAUAGAGAAAGAAAUCAUUCAAAGGACGCGCAAUGACAUGUUAGGAACUGAAAAUGAGCCUGGCAAAGAUGUGAGUUUAAAUGUGACAAAGGAUAUUUUACAUACAUUGAAAACAUCGUCACCUGAUUUGUUUAUUGCGAAAAAGGAAAACUCAUAUGAAACCAAUGAGUUGCAACUUGAUGGAUUAGAUCCUUUGGGUACACCACCACCACCAGCACCGCAAGGUAGACAAAGCGUUAAUUUGGAAAUAGGUGGUGAAGUAGAAGCAGCUAUUAAAGACAUUAGAAUGGCAUUACAAAGAACUAAAACGCUUCCUGUUAAAUCGCCAUCUGAAGAACCACCAGAACCAAGUGUUAGUCCUAUUUGGAUACCAAGUAUAUUGGAUUCCAGGCGGAGAAUAUGUAUGGAAAGUAAUAGCGAGGAUUCGGAAGCUCGACGAGGAGGCGACGAAGCGGACGUAGAAAUUGAGGAAGGUCCGGACGAAGAAGAAGCGGACACUGAUCUUGAGACUGAUCGAUUAUUGGGACAACAAAGAACUGACGAUCAAGGAUUUUAUGACGACAAAGGGUGGCGGAAGCCUAAGACUAGGACAAUGUUACCACCAAUGAGUGCAAAAAUCGCAACUCCUAAGCAAACCCCUCCUAAAACCUUGAGUGUUACUCCUAUAGAAACGCUAGCACCGUCCGAACCUUUGCCAUCUACGUCUACUUCCAUUUCUCCACCUCCUGUAGUAUCUGUUAUUCAAUCAUCACCUUCUGAACGCGAAGUAACUACCCCUACGCAACCUGCAACAAGUCCACAGAAGACCCCAGUCAAAAAUUCUCCCUCGUCCCCUCAGAGUCUGAAGGAAUCCAGCAACAAGGUGAAAAAGGAUAAAGAAGGAAAGAAGAAAAGUCGAAAUAAAGAAGCAUUAUUGGAUGAUCCUUCAGUGUUGAUUGAAGGUGUAUUGUUCAGAGCAAGAUACUUAGGAUCUACACAAUUAGUAUGUGAGGGUCAACCAACAAAGUCAACUAGAAUGUGUCAAGCAGAAGAAGCUGUUUCACGAAUAAAGGUAUGUGCACCAGACGGAGAAACUCAACCUAGUACCGAAGUCGACCUAUUUAUUUCAACAGAGAAAAUUAUGGUUCUUAACACUGAUUUGAAAGAAAUUAUGAUGGAUCAUGCUUUGCGAACGAUAUCCUACAUAGCAGAUAUCGGUGAUUUGGUCGUUCUCAUGGCUCGAAGACGAUUCGUACCGCAUGAGAUGGAGGAAGCCCCCAAGAUAAACAGGACUCCCAAAAUGAUCUGCCACGUUUUUGAAAGUGAAGAAGCUCAGUUUAUUGCACAAAGUAUCGGCCAAGCAUUUCAAGUAGCUUACAUGGAGUUCCUAAAAGCAAAUGGAAUAGAAGAUCAUAGUUUUGUUAAAGAAAUGGAUUAUCAAGAAGUACUUAAUUCACAGGAGAUAUUUGGCGAUGAGUUGCAAAUGUUUGCAAAAAAGGAAAUGCAGAAAGAGGUGGUUGUACCAAAAGCAAAAGGUGAAAUUCUUGGUGUAGUAAUAGUUGAAUCUGGAUGGGGCUCUAUGCUGCCAACUGUAGUUAUAGCUAAUCUGGCACCAGCUGGUGCUGCAGCUCGUUGUGGGCAAUUGAAUAUUGGUGAUCAAAUAAUAGCAAUUAAUGGCGUGUCGUUAGUUGGCUUACCUCUAUCAACAUGUCAGACAUACAUAAAGAACUCAAAAAAUCAAACGGUCGUAAAGUUAACUGUCGUACCAUGUGCACCCGUUGUUGAAGUGAAAAUCAAGAGACCUGAUACGAAGUAUCAGUUAGGAUUUAGUGUACAGAAUGGGGUGAUAUGCAGUUUGUUAAGAGGUGGUAUCGCAGAAAGAGGGGGAGUAAGAGUAGGUCAUAGAAUAAUCGAAAUUAACAAUCAGAGUGUUGUUGCUGUACCACAUGAAAAGAUUGUUAAUCUUCUUGCCACCUCUGUUGGUGAAAUCCUGAUGAAGACAAUGCCCACUUCGAUGUUUAGGCUGUUAACUGGCCAGGAGUCUCCGGUGUACAUAUAAACGUUCAGUUGCCUGGCUGAUGCGUAGUGAACAGACAAUACAUCCGCCAUCCACUACCACAUUAUUUACCACUUUAUUGUACAGAUUAUUUCACGCAAAUUGCUUUGUGUUUCAAUUCCAUUGGAGCAGUUCAUACAUCACCAGCGCUCCUGCUUAGUAAACCAAGACUACCUAGGUAGGUUACUGAAACGUUAUUGAAUAUUUACUCGAACAUAAUUUAUAUAAUUAUUGUGAUUACCUUAAAUAUACAUAAUAUAUAUAUAUAUAUAAAUAUAUACUUUAAUUAAAUUAAUGAGAUUUUCUAUGGCAAGUCCUUUGAAAUGCCUUUGAAAAAUUCACUCUUGAAAAAUUGCAUUCCCAUGAAGGAGAAUAGUUGGUCCUAGUGUCUAAAGCUUCAAGCAAGAGUUGCAACUACUCACACGAAUAUGAUGCAAUAAUUCUUGAGCAAAAAGAAUAAUAAUAAUAAUAAUAUUAAUAUUAAUAAUAAUAAUAAUAUUAAUAAUAAUAAUAUUAAUAAUAAUAAUAUUAAUAAUAAUAAUAAUAAUAAUAAUAUUAAUAAUAAUAUACUUCUCUUGCUUUUCAUAUCCGUCAUUUUCUCUUUCCACAUAAAAGCAAUCUUGUAUAAUGUACAAAAGGAAAGACAAAAAAAUUACUAAGGAGAUACAUCCUUUAGACAUAUGUAAACCGAUUUUAAGAUUAACAUAAAAUCUACAGUGCAUGUGCAUCUGUAUAGUAACAAUGCUAAAGCAUUCAGGCUAAUCAGAAUCAUUGUAAUUGAUAUAAAUGUAUAUGCUUUAUUUUAUGUAAAAAAAAAAAGAGAAAAAAUGAUACUAAUCUCUAAUAUCAAUUGCCAUAGAGGAUCACAUUAUUUGCGCCAAGAAAGACGCUAGGCGAUGCAGAUGAUGCAGUGCACAUGAUUAUAAAUAGCACAAAGCUCUUUAUUGAUAUUUAGAGCAGGGCUGAAUUGUGUAAUAUAUUAUAGCUAAUGACGUAGUAAUAUUUAUAAAACAUGUUGUCUCUUCUCAUCUUUUGGAGACUCAAUUUCAAAUCAUUCAUUUAAUCUUUUUUAUCCUUAAGCUCGUCAAUGCUUGAGGAGGCCAAUUGCCCAAAUUUAUUAAUUUAUACUAAACUACAAUUUGUCUAUUAUAAAAUUUUCAAUGCAUAAGUCUCGUGAUAUAUACAUAUAUGUGUACAUAUGCAUAUGAAUAUAUGCAUGUGUGUACAUGUAUGUCUCUCAUCAUAGUUAUAUAUAUAUAUAAAUAUAUAUAUAUAUAUAUAUAUAUAACUAUAUGUCAUACAUAUAUAUGUCAUAGUAAUUAUAUAGAAGAGUCAGCAAAACAUAAAAAAGGGAGUUCCCUGAACCACUUCAUUCCUUAAUAUUCUGUUUAUUUUUUUUUUUUUAUUGUUUUUUUUUAAAGCAGCUUUGCUUUAUUACCUCUUUCUAUAUUAUUGAAUAGUGACAUUUGUAUAGAAUAUGCGUACGUAUAUAUGCAGAUAUCAACAGGGCUAUUAUAUGUAAUUCUAUUGUAACAAAUUGAAUAUAUAUGAUAAUGAUGAAGCAUGAAUAUAAAAAAUAUAUGUACAAAAAAGUACAAGAAAAAGAUCUUAUAUUCGCAUAUAGCCCAAAAGAACAGACGCGAAAUGCAUGUCGCACAAGUUAUAUUCGAUAGCUGCUGAUUUGAUUGGAAUAUUAUAGAAAAUAAUUAUAUAAAUAACAUUUGCAUUUUAAUGAGAUUAUUUUAUGGAUAAAGAGUUGUAUUUAGCAAAUGUAUAUUUAUUAGAAUAAUCUGAGUUAUUGUUUUCCUUGAUUUCUGCAGAUGUGUAAAAAAGAAAUUGAGGGUUGGCCAUAAGAAAUAUUAUUAUAUACAUGACUUAAACAACUAAUUGCGUACAAUAUUUAUAUACUAUGACAAUGUAAAAACUGCUAAGCUGACAGAUUUCAAUAAGGCUUGUGUAAGCCUUUUAUUUUAGUCAGCAUAUGAUGAAUUGGUUAUUCAGAAGAAUUCCUAAAUAUUAUAGCGUUGCCAUACUUGUGAUCAUAUUAUAAGAGAUACAAUUUAUUUUACUGAAACUUUUAAAUCUUCACACAUUCUCACCUAGGCAAAAUUUCCUCUAGAUAUUCUUAUUGGAGUCUGUAGUGGCUGGUUGUGCGCACUUAGUGUAACUUUAAAAUGCAUUGAUAUGCAAUGUAUAAUCCAUUACACUUGAGUCACUGUAGCACUGUGUAUUAUAAAAUUGUUCUAAAAUAUACAGACUGAUGCAAUCUAUGCUAUAAAAAAAAUAUAGGAUAAAUUAUCCAUUCCACAUAUAUGUAAGCUAAAUAAAAUAUACCAUCAAUGAAAUGGUACCUCUCUUCUAUAUAAGUACUGUGUAUUAUAAUAAUCUAAGUUGUAUCUAUUUUUGCUGAAAAUUUCUCACCUUUAAACUAUUCUGCUUAGAAUACCAAGAAAUAUAUGCGGUGGUGCAAAUUUUAGAACUCCUGGUGUUUGAUAAAAUUUCAAUGCCAAAGUACAUUAAGUAAUUAACAUUUUAAAGUUGAAUUUUAUGUGCAUGUGAUUUGAACUGCAAAUAAUCAUUUCAAUAAACAAUUUGGAAUAUAUUUAUAAAAUUCUAUUCUCUAGUAAUUUUAUAAAUAAAAUUUUCAAAUUUAAAGAAUAUGUUAAAAUUAUCUCACUGCUUUUUUGGCAUUCUCAUAAUAAAUUAAUAAAUAAUAACAUUCCAUAUUUUUGUUUGAAGCAAAAGUUGUUGAUUACAUUAUUAAAGUAAUAGCUAAUCCACUAUUUCCUAACAUUUCUUACGUAAGAAUUCUCUGUGAAAGGUGAAGAGAGAAUAUAUAAAGACAUAAAGUUCAAGGAAGAGUUGAGGACAACAAUUUAAUAUUGUCAACAUAUUAGUCAGAUUUAAAAUUGCAUUAGACUACUUUGGGGAGAAUGAUUACGUUAGAAAUGUUUAUUGAAAUAUAUAUAAAACUAAAAUAAAUGAAUAAAUAAAGAAAGAAAGACAUACGUAAAUAUACAUGUAAAUGCAUAGGUUACAACAUAAGUCAUAGCAAAAGGAGAAAAGAUAAUUGAUUAAAAAAGAAUAUAUAAACUGUACAAAAUAAAUGUUUCGUUGUUGUUUAAAUUUAUGAGUUGUAAAAGAAAAAAAAUAAUAUAUAUCAUAACUUCAAUUUAGUUUACAUGGACAGAGGAAGAACUAUCAGGUACAAGUUCAUAUACAUAUUUUUUAAAUGAGAAUGUAAAAACUCAUGUGGAUAAACUUUUCUUUAUACUUUGAAUUAAUUUUCCAAUGAAAACAAUCCCCUUCCUCCAUAUAUAUAUAUAUAUAUAGAUAUAUAUAUACACUCACACAUAUACAUAUAGACUAUGAAUAAUGUUCUGACCUAUGUACAAUAAUUCUAUUAAUUGAAAAAAUAUAUAGAAAGCAUAUUAUAAAUUGCAUAUCACGAAGAAAUCUAUAUCAUUAGAAACUACACACAUUCAUUCUUUAUGAAUAAAUCAUAUUUAAAAUAUGUGCAGAAAGUAUUCUACUUUGCAGAAAUAUCCAGAUUUUUGGAUUUAUCGUGUCAGUGUGUACCAAUUAAAAAGGCAAUGAAUUUUGGCAUAGAAAUUUUUAUCCAUAUAUUUGAUGAGCGACAGAGCGGUACGAAUAUGAUAUAUGGGAUCAAACAAGAUGUUAUUAGAUUGGGUGGCUGAAACUUAUCUAGUCAUUAUGCUAAAAAUAUAUGAAAUUAAUACUCAGCCAUUGCAAGCCACCCUGACUGAAUGUGUCUAGCCACAUUUUAAAUAACAUGUCUGCAAAUAACUAACUGUCCAUCUGAUCUUGCAUGGUCAUCUCUUUUGUCUAUUACAAUUAAAAUAUAGUAUUACGUAGAUUACUGUUAAAAGUAUAUAUUAAGUGUCUUAUCUCCGUGUAUCGUUUAUACAUAUAUAUAAAUAUAUAUAAAUAAAUAAAUAAAUAUAUAUAUAUAUAUAUAUUAUUUUUAUUUUAUAUUUCUAAUUUAAGUAGUUCGAAUUAUUUUAUGUUCUUACGAUAUAUGGCUUGUUAUGGUCACAAUAAAGAAUAAGUAAGAUCUAUUCGCAAAAAUAUAAAUCUACAAAAAUAAAUCGAUUAAUGGAUAUCGAAUAAUAUAUUUGAAAUUAAUCUAAGAAUCUUUCUGAACAUAUAAAUUACUGGAGAAAAUAUCUUUUGCUAGAUAAAUAUAACUGUUAUAACGCGAUAAAUGUAAUGCCAUAGUAAGCCAAAGAUUACUUCCAGAUUUUUGUAAAAUAUUAUAUUUAUGUUUUUCAACAACGUGACAAUGAUAUGAUUGUGCAAUGUCAGUAAUGAGGAAUAGAUUCAAAAUUGCAGGGAGAAUCGUUACCGAAAAAUAUUCGAAAUAAAAACCGUUCGUAAGAGAAAUGAAAAUAAUUAUAUCUUAUACAUUCAUAGAGCUUGCGCUGUAGCUUCACUAGUCAUGAGAGACACACUACAAAAUAUCAUGACUAAUCUCUCUAUCAAUGUGUGUGUUUGCGAGUGUAUAAUAAGUUAAAAUUAUAAGUGAGCUAUAUUGAAUGUGUAUAUGGUAAUUACUAUACUAGUCCGUAUUAAGGUAACAAUAAAAUGUAAUUUUGAAUUCAAAUUCAAAA
Molecule: messenger RNA, 9563 nt
Organism: Vespula vulgaris
Lineage: Eukaryota; Metazoa; Arthropoda; Insecta; Hymenoptera; Vespidae
Exons: 17
Coding region: 589-4935 (1448 amino acids)
Biological process (GO): chemical synaptic transmission
Cellular component (GO): cytoplasm; plasma membrane; dendritic spine
Molecular function (GO): protein binding
Source: RefSeq, a predicted model, not a curated record